AUUUGAACCAUUGGAUCCGUGUGCAGAUUUCAAAUGUGGCGUUGAAAUCUGUUUUUUAUUUUUGGUUCUGUAGUUCUCUCAAUUAUGAGUAAUUUCGCUUCCUCUGCAUUUUCUUGUGCUUUUAAAAGCUGGAAGACACAUGGACGUGGAUUGUUAAGUAUGUUUUACUGCUUUAUAGAGUGAUUAGUUGUUGCCCGCUAUGGAAAUAAUGCGUGGAAUACGUGCGAAAAUCUAACACUCUCACGGGUUUCAGACGUUGAUGUUCACGAAGAUUGCAACAUUUCGGGGCAUUGCAAAACGGCCGAAUGCCGCAAAAGUAGUGAGUAUUUUAGAUCAAAUUUUGUUCAUGUAGUAUAAACGGGGAAUCGUUUUUUGCCUAAAUAUCCGAUGAUAAGCCUUAUUUCCCGGUAUCAUGAAGCAAAUUCGAGUGCUGUGUGAUUAAUACGUCCUGCUCCUGACGUUUUGAUCCCACGUUUAUGAAGAGAAAUGAGUUUUUGCCAAUGAAUUGUGGUGUUUGUGGCUGAAUAGGCGAGACGGAUUUCUAGACAAACUAGUCAGUUUUAAAACAACAGGUGUUGAAUUUGGAGCAAGCUUAAUUCAUUCGUUCGACUAACAAGCAUAUUGGCACUACAUCUGAAGUCAGUUCGUGAUGAAAACCCUUCCUCCAGUUUCUAACCCCGACGUCCAUUUGUAAAUAAUAACCCUAAUUCCUUAAAAUGAUAUAUGAUCAUCUCUUAACCAUAGUUAGUAGGUAAUCAGUCUGAGGAUUUCUUUAGCGUCCCUUUAGGAUCGUUCGAAAUUGGUCUCAUCAGUCAAUCGGUUAUGAGCAGGUAAAAGUCAAAACCCAGGGGGACCUUCAGAAGGUAGUGGUUCCCUCAACUCCGCCAAUGUGAACCAUCAUAGUAUCGGUUCUAAGGAACGUCUUGGUGGUGCUGGAGGAGGAGGCUCUGGAAAUGGCACUGGCUCUUUCAUAAGAUGUAACAAAUGUGGUGGUCCUUUAAAAUCCCUUGAUCCAAAAGCAUCAUAUAUAUCACGUUUCAUGGAGUGUGAAGCAUGUGAACAACUCUACGAAUUAACAGAUAAGAGUGAUCUCUCAUCAUUUAGUAAUGUAGAUGAAAGCCGACAUCUUUCGCUCGUUAGUCCUAAGGAGAUACAUCAAUACUUAGAUCGCUAUGUGGUAGGUCAAGAUAAAGCCAAAAAAAUUCUUGCCGUCCAAGUAUAUGCUCAUUACAAUCGUAUACAGUAUAAUCGGUCACUGGCUACCUCGGAAGAUAAUGGAUUUAAUUCAAAUAAUUUAAACUCAGGGACAAAUGAAGCCAAACCUACUGUAAAUAAUCAUUAUUCCCCAAAUGAAUUUUCGGGUACACGUUCUUGUACACCUGUAAAUUAUCAGAGCAGUUUAAGUCAACCCUCUGUAUCUGAAUUAUUUAAUUUGUCACGCAAUGGUUCACUAAGUUCAUCAAAAAAUCCAUUUACACAUGGAGGUAGUCCAACAAGUUCAUUUCCAUUUCCAAUUACUUUAGAAAAUUUAUCUGAUAUGAAGGAUGAUCGAGAAAAACAUCGUGCCUCACGGAUUCUUAAAGAUGAUGUUGAUCGUCCAUUAAAAUUGGAAAAAAGCAACAUUAUAUUGUUAGGCUCAACAGGUUCAGGCAAAACACUGUUGGCCCAAACUUUGGCUAAUUAUUUAAAUGUACCUUUCGCUCUUUAUGAUUGUACAAGUAUAACCCAAGCUGGUUAUGUUGGUGAAGAUGUUGAAUCAACCAUUGGUAGAUUAUUACAAAAUGCAAAUUUCAAUGUGGAACUUGCUCAACAAGGUAUAGUGGUUCUAGAUGAAAUAGACAAAAUAAGCUCUAAAACUGGGCAUCAUCAUGCUGCACGAGAUGUCAGUGGUGAAGGUGUUCAACAGGCUAUGUUAAAACUGUUAGAAGGUUCACUUGUUAACGUACCUGAUGUCAAAAGUCCGCGUAAAUUACGUGGUGAAACUUUCUUAGUGGAUACAACCAACAUACUUUUUAUAGCCUGUGGUGCAUUUAAUGGACUUGACAAGAUAAUUAGUCGACGAAAACAUAAAAAGACUAUUGGAUUUGAUAUGUUGACACCUUUGAAUGAAUCGACUACACGAGAUAAUUGCACUUCAUCAGUCAAUCCAAAUACGACAGAUUUUGUAAAUUUAUUUCAAAGUUUUGAAAGUUCAGCUCAUGAAGAAAAUGCUGAACGUGAUAAAUUGUUACAAGAAGUUGAAGCUAAUGAUCUUAUUACUUAUGGGAUGAUACCGGAAUUCGUUGGUCGUUUCCCUAUAAUUACUGCUCUACAUUCAUUAAAUGAAGAAAUGCUUGUCCGUGUUCUUACAGAACCACGUAAUGCACUGAUAAAACAAUAUCAAUUACUUUUUAAUAUUGAUGGUUGUGAACUGAGAGUCACUCCUGAUGCUCUAAAAGCUAUUGCUCGACUGGCAUUAAGUCAACAUACAGGAGCUCGAGGUCUUCGUUCAGUCUUGGAAAAUCUACUCUUGCAGCCACGUUACGAUGUUCCAGGAUCGGAUAUAUCAACUGUAGUUCUUACUGAGGGUGCUGUACUUGGUCAUUCCCCACCAGAAUAUCAUAGAGUUGUAUCUCCUGUUUCGUCAGUCGUUUCAUGAUCUGUUUCGUCAUCCCACUCUUAUAAUAAUAAUAGCUAUUGUUUAUGGAUGUGUAUUCCAAAGCACAUAUACCACAGACACAAAUAUCUAUUCUUUUAUUCAGAUUUUGUUAUGAGUAAAAUACCGUUAUUAUUAUUAUUAUCUCCUGUCUAAACAGUCAGUGAUUGACGAUCGUAAUGAUGAUCAGCUUGGAUUAUAGGAGAAUGAUUUGUAUGAUUGACAGAAGAUAAUUCAGUUCUGUUAUGUUUACUUUAAUUUAUCGUGCUCAGAUUUAUUUUUUAUCCUUCUUGGUGUUUUUUUGUCUAUGCUGGCUAAUUUCUCACGUGAACACAUUUCAAUAAAUACAUUAGUAUAUUCUUUAUUCUCAAUUUAUUUAUUUCACUCUAGUUAAAUUAAUUCUGUACAUUUCAAGAAGUUUAUGUCGGCAACCAUUACUUAUUAAUAGUGUUCAGUUUUUUUUGCAUUCUAAUGUAUACAAAUGUUUGGAUUUGUGCCUACUAUUCAAAGCAAUAUUAGUUUUUGUUGGUCUAUUUCAAAUCAUUUCUAAUACGAUGUCAAUUUGUGAUGUUACUGUCUUUUUCUACGAUAGUUAUUGAUCUAUUUCAUGAUGAAGGAUAAUACAAUACAAUCCAUUGAAAUAAGGAGGAUGUAAAAAAAAUUUGUAUGAAUUCAGUACUUAAUAGACAAAUUGUUUGUUCCAAUUUAUUGUUAUCAUUAUUAUUUGAAUUUGAUCCCAUUUAUCUUGUUAUCCCAUAAAAAAUUAUUUAUAUCUAGUAAAACACAUUUGUUAGAUGG
Molecule: messenger RNA, 3433 nt
Organism: Schistosoma bovis
Lineage: Eukaryota; Metazoa; Platyhelminthes; Trematoda; Strigeidida; Schistosomatidae
Source: the annotation of a GenBank genome assembly